GGAGACGUCUCAUGUGAUCCGGUAGAGAAGCGGAGGUGGAGCUAAGCAGCGACUGGCCCCUUUUCAGUGGCGUUUCGUCUUGGAAGAAACAAGCUUCUCUUUACCCGGCGAGGAAGAGGCUCGGGGUGCUGGCUUGACAUGCAGCUGUCUGCGCAGAGCUGGGCGCCAGCUUUGCUGCUGCUGGUUCUGCGGGUCGGCGCUGCUAGGAAGGACCCGAGCCGAUCUCGCAACGUGCUACUUAUUGUAGCUGACGAUGGUGGCUUUGAGAGCGGCGUGUACAACAACACAGCCAUCAGCACCCCAAAUUUAGAUGCCUUGGCCCAGCACAGUUUGAUCUUCCGGAAUGCCUUCACCUCCGUCAGUAGCUGCUCUCCGAGCCGGGCCAGCAUCCUGACAGGCCUACCCCAGCACCAGAAUGGGAUGUAUGGGCUGCAUCAGGAUGUACAUCAUUUCAACUCCUUCGAUAGCAUUCGGAGCCUCCCCCUGCUGCUCAGCCAGGCAGGAAUUCGGACAGGAAUCAUUGGGAAGAAACACGUUGGGCCAGAGGCUGUCUAUCCCUUUGACUUUGCCUACACUGAGGAGAAUGCCUCUGUCCUGCAGGUGGGCCGGAACAUCACUCGAAUCAAGUUGCUUGUUCGGAAAUUCCUCCACAGCCAGGAUGAGAAGCCUUUUUUCCUGUACAUUGCUUUCCAUGAUCCUCACCGCUGUGGCCACUCCCAGCCCCAGUAUGGAGUUUUCUGUGAGAAAUUUGGCAAUGGGGAGACUGGAAUGGGCUGGAUCCCAGACUGGAAACCUCAGCAUUACAGCCCAGAUCAAGUGCAGGUCCCGUAUUUUGUACAGGACACACCAGCUGCUCGUGCAGAUCUGGCUGCUCAGUACACAACCGUUGGGCGCAUGGAUCAAGGGAUUGGUCUUGUCCUGGAAGAGCUGCGCAGUGCUGGCUUCCACAACAGUACGCUUGUGAUCUACACUUCAGACAACGGUAUCCCCUUUCCCAGUGGCAGAACUAACCUGUACUGGUCGGGGACAGCUGAACCCCUACUCAUCUCCUCCCCUGAGCAUCCUGCACGCUGGGGACAGGUCAGCAGUGCCUAUGCCAGCCUGCUGGACGUCACUCCCACCAUUUUGGACUGGUUCUCUGUGCCGUAUCCCAGUUACACUCUGUUUGGGAAGCGGAUGGUGCAACUCACUGGGAAGUCCCUGUUACCAGCCCUGUUGCUAGAGCCCCUGUGGGCAACUGUGUUUGCAAGUCAGAGCCUGCAUGAGGUGACCAUGUAUUAUCCCAUGCGGGCUGUGCAGCGAGGGGCCCUACGCUUUAUUCACAACCUGCAGAACCGCACACCCUUCCCCAUCGACCAAGAUUUCUAUGUUUCGCCCACAUUCCAAGACCUGCUAAACAGGACCCAGGCAGGGCAACCCACUCAUUGGAACAAGACCCUGCACAGCUACUACUACAGGGAACGCUGGGAGCUGUAUGAUCACAGCAUUGACCCUACCGAGAGCCACAACUUGGCUUCUGACCCCCGCUAUGCGCAGGCUCUUGAGGAGCUCCGAGAGCUGUUGCGGAAAUGGCAGUGGGAAACAGAUGACCCCUGGGUGUGUGUGCCUGAUGGCGUCUUGGAGGAUAAGCCUAGCCCCCAGUGUCGGCCACUCCAUAAUGAACUGUGAUUUCCCCUCCCCGCUCACUCUUUCCCUUUGUGGUGGCUGCUACUUCCUCAUUCAGAAGAGCAGCAGUAGGAAAAGAUAUAUUGCAACUCAAGUGCACUUUGCUGUAACUUGGGAAGGCUGCAGUUUGCAGAACUAAAUAUUGGUGGUGAGUUUGCAGCUGGGGGAGGAGCUGGAGUCAAAUCUAAGAGCGUGAUUGCUUCCUCUAGAAGAGGAAGUAGUGCCUAUGGCUGUUUUUUGCUUGCUCCAGAUUUAUAAACCACCUUAGCCAGCCCCCUUUCCAAAGUGUUUGCUGCCAAGGGGAAUAAUACUGUAAGUGCCUAAUGGAUUACCCAGUGGAUGCUCUGGCCAACACCACACUAGUUGUUGUACAGCAAGAACAGAAAUGGGCUGGUCCCAUCCAGGCUGUGACAAGUUUGUUCAAAAAUAGUGCCUUUGUGGGAAAAUGUAUGCAAAUGGAUUAGGCUUGGAGCCAGUACAAAAAUGUGGGAGAGUGCAUUGUUCAGUCUUCUCAGGAUUGCACACAGGGGAGUCACUUAAAAGGGCCCAAUUCCAAAAUCUUCACAUGCAUGGAAAGCUAAUGUACUUUCUAGACUGCUACAGGCCAAUGAGUGAACUGUGUCAUGUUAUAAAUGGUAAGUUUGAACAGACUUUUUAUGUGAAUCCUGCUGAAUAUCCAACAGCACUGCUAAAGCCAACCUUUGUGGAACAAAGUGGCAGACAGGCAUGAUGCUAGAUUCUCUGGGUGUGAACAGAUUACUUCGUUGAGCUAAUAUUCCUUCCCACAUUAACUGCAGCAGAAACAGUCACUCAAAUAGCUAAGGGCUCUUUCCUGAGUUUCUCCUACAGCUGGGAUUUGUCCCUUCAGCCGGGAAGCCUCCACAGACAUUUGGCUUGGAAUCAUUUUUGUGCACAGCAGUGGGUGGCACGGAACAUACAGGAAGUGUCCAACAAGAAUUUUAAUUUAAUACAGUUUCUAAAUUCAAGCAACAGAGCCAUCUCUCACCAUGCUAUUUUACAAAAUGAAAUAAAAUCCAACAUGCUUUACCUGCAUGAUUGAUUAACAAAGUGGAAGGGAACCAGGUAAGAGACAACGUGAAUGAAUAUACAAUUGUUUACAAUAUUGUAUCUACAGUCUCUGGCAUUAACACCUUGUUGUCUAUUAAUAGUCUCAGAUUCUUGAGAAGCAGGUGUUCACAGAAGGCCAGACAGCUCUGGGAUACCCAGUACACUAAAGGAGAGACCACAUGGUCACAUAUAUUUGGGGGAAGGGGACUGGAGGGCACAGGCAGAGAAAAUCAUACAGCACCCCACCCUUUAUUACCCACUUACUUAGAGGCAAGUCCCAUUGAAAUCAAUGGGGCUCAUUUUCAAAUAGGCCUAUAUAGGAUUGCACUGUAAAAACCUAGUAUCUAUACUCAGUUAAGCAAAAUCCAGAAUACACAUUUUUGGGUACAAGUCACAGAAACAACCUUGUCUAAAGUCCCAUGAAAAUCAGUGACAUAGCUUUUAACUCUGUUGAACAAUGUAUUGAUUUUCAAUGCAAUAGAAGAAUGCCUAAUACUCUGGAUUGCACUUCUAUUUCUGAAAAUGGAUUUCAGAUUUUGAUAACAUAUGGUUAUGAAGGGAACAUUCGUCCAAGGAUCGUCAAAUCCUUGCUCAAUUGCUGGUUAACAACAUUCCAGUUGCUCAAUUUUAAUAUAGAAAAGGCAAACUGCAAUGACUAUUCUCCCUUAAAUGAAAUGAAGUAGAAGAUUAUUUUGUAAGACUAAGACAAUUUUAUCUUUUUUUUAGUGUUCUCUUUCCAACACAUGCUUCAGCUCAUGGGACACUGCAACAACCCACAAACUUUCUUCCCAGGGUGUCCUGUGCCAACUGAGUUCAGCCCCUGUACUUUCAUUCAUAGUCUAUUUCUAAAUUGUGUAACGAGAUAUCCAUGGAUUGAAAGGGGGGGUGGAAUUGUUAUAGGAUAGUUGCAAGGAGAAGUCAGUCAGGAGUGGCUAAUCCCUGGAGAACAGUCUGAUGCAUGCCCCCUUCCACCAUUUUUUUACUGCCCCCAGAUACCUGAUUUUAGCAGCGGUGGCAAAAAAUGGGAAAAAUUGAACUAAAGACAACAUGGACAAACAGAUUUAAACCAUAGUCCAGUGCUCCCUGGUGGGGAUGGAGAGCUUCCCCUCCCCAGUCAUCAGAGGAAUCAUUUAAUUAGUAUGGAAGGGGCAAUAACCCCUCUUCUUCCUCAACUGAUCUGCACAGAUGCAUACGUCCUGUGUGUGUGCAUGGGAGAGUGUAGGUGGCUACACACACCAUUGACAUAUGGCCAUCGAGGGUUGGCUGUUAAGCAAAAACACGGUAGUUACCCCUGCACACUAAGCACUGCUUAUUCAUUACAUGGCCAUUGUGUUAGCCCCAACUACCCUCCCACAAAAAGUGUGACUUGGUGGGUGAAUGGAACUGGAGCUAGGCAAGAGAGGUGAAGUGAAGGGAGAAGAGAAAGAAUAAGUGUUCCGGAUUUUAAAACCAACGUUGAAUAUCCAUUUACCUGAACUCACACAUUUCACACACAACUGCAUAUGGGCCUCAGCUUAGUCACCACCACCAAACAUAGCUGGGAUGUAGUCAGAGGUGGGAGGCAAAAGGCCAAGUAAGCUUAGAAGCGUGUGUGUAUAUGUAUGAGAGAGUUCAAACCGUGUAACAAGUUAAUUGUUCACCCAGUAAACAGGUUGCUCAUUCUUCAUAGCUGGGAGAUUUAAGAACAUGCCCCAGUCCCUCAUGAGCUUAAUUCAGGAUAAACUGUAGCAUCUUCAAGUCUUUCCGAGGCCCGAGACAAACGAUGUGACUCGGGGCGCAUGCUUGCCCAUUUCCAAAGGGAUCAAUGAGGCACUUCUUCCACCCACGCCACCUUCUUCUGUUCAUCAGCGAUGGCCAUGCGGACACAGCUGAGCAAAGCAUCAUGGUCGCUCCAGGCAUCGGGGGUGAUGGUGCCGUAGAGGCAUGGCACUGUCUCCAGCUGGGCCUCCUCUUUCCGGGCAGUGUCCAAAAGUUGCUCUUCAGUUGUUCCAAGGCGCUGUAGGGCUUUCCUGAAAUGCAAAGUGUUUGGGUGCUGGAAUCAGCAACUCAGAGGCUGGGCCUUAUCUACUUAGGCUGCAAUCCUAGCCAUGUCUACUCAGAAGCCAUUGCAUUCAAUAGGGCUUACUCCCAGGCAAAUGGGGAUAGGAUUGCAGCCUUAGUCCCAUUUCAUGUAAUGCAGACUAGGAAAGGACAGAGGCCAUAAUGGGCACAGCAGGAAGAGGAGGAGGAACAAGUUUUCCCACAUUAACUGCAAGGGAGAAUUGGUGGUUACAGCAGAAAGGAUGGCCAAGACUGAACCAGAAGAUUGGAGGGGCUAUCUAAGUGGGAGAAUAAAUUACCUCCCCUGCCUCUUUUGGUGAUUGGCAUAGCUGUUGUCCAAUACUCUUGCAGGGGUAGAGUGGAAUCAUGUAAUGUUUUUUCCAGGUUGCCUUAAAUGACAGUCUCCUCUUUGGGUAAAGGUAAAGGUGUCCCCGCACUUGUAGUGCGAGUCGUCCUUGUUUCCGACUCUUAGGGCGACGUCUUGCGACGUUUACUAGGCAGACCAUAUAUAUGGGGUGGGAUUGCCAGUUCCUUCCCUGGCCACAUUUCACAGCCCAGCCACAAUGAUAGGCUGUGACUUGCUGUGUACCCUUCAAUACCUCACCAAACAUAUAACAGGCACCAUAACCAACUUUAUACACCUUGAAUCCUGGCUCAGAAAGAAAGAGGGUUGCCCUACUAUAAAGUGAGAGGAUAAGGAUUUGCCCUCUUUGGCUUCUGUUGAGUAGAAAACAGCCUCGCAUCUGGAACAGCCGCUCUUACCUGAAUUUCUUUCCAUUCUUUUCAUUGAUGGUGACCAGGAUAAUGAUGGGAUAGAUUUCCAUAGCCAGAAGUUCCUGCACACUCUCGAGGCCCAGGUCCAGCCAGCCAUGCACAUUCUAGAGGUGAUCAGGGGUGGCAUCUCUGAGCUGUGGUUCACUCUGAGGCUCUGCAGAAGCAGGAAAAAAAUGACAAAAGAUCCAAAAUGGCAGAGGUCUGGACUAUUUUGGAGCAAUUCCAAACUGGGAUCGUCUGUUAGAUCUUAAUUGGUGAUACAGCUGGGACGGCAGAGGAAAGGACAAGCAAAAGUGCUACAGAUGUCAAGAUGUGGCAGAUAGUGUGUUCUAGAGUGAGGUAAUGAUGGUGACGGGAAGUGGAGAAGGAUACCGGCAGACAACCCCUUCUCCCUGCUUCCUAUGGCUCAGCUGGACACUUGCCUCCUCCUCUGAGUGAGGUAAGCCACAAAAAGUUGUUCACUUGCCUGUGGCUUAUCCAACAAUUUUCCUGCACAGUUCCACCAAAGGUACCCACAAAAGAGCCAAAUCAAGCCUAUCCAAGAACAUACCUGCUGGACAUUUCUCAAAGGCCUUGGACAGGCACAGCUUGUCAGCCAGGAUCCUCCGCAAAAGUGCAGGCACCAAGAGGACUGGGCGUGGCCGGCCGGGCCUGCAGGGUCUGACUAAAGUGUAUGGCAUCAGGCUGACACAGCUUGUGUGGAGACUGACUCGAUGGUUCACUAGAGGAGAAACAGAAGGGCAAAGCUGUCAGAAAGGAAAAAGCUGGAGGAUGCCACCACUACCACUGCAUUUGCUGCUUGGCCUUUUGACCCAUCACUGUCUUUUUAGGGCACCAAAUUUGAAGGCAUUUAUCAAAUUGUCCCGUUUCACUUUUUCCAAGCAGUGGAAUCUGCCUCAUGGGUUCUUCAGUAUCCCCAUCUCAGGUAUAAAUGAGGGGGUUUGACUGAGUGGAUCCAGGGAGUGGUCAACGCAUCAUUGUGGGAGGGAGUAGUUCCAGCUGCCCUGAAAGAGGCGGUGAUCUGACCGCUUCUGAAAAAGCCCACCCCCUGGACCCAUUAGUCUGUGACAAUUAGCAACCGGUCGCAAAUGCCCCCUUCUUAGGGAAGGUGAUUGAGAGGGUUGUGGCACAGCAAUUGCAAGUACUCUUGGAUGAAACAUUAUCUUGACCUGUUCCAGUCUGUGUUCAGGCCUGGUUAUGGGACUGAAUUGGCCUUGGUCGCCCUGAUGGAUGACCUUUAUUGGGAGAAGGACAGGGGGAGUGCGACCCUGUUACUAUUACUUGAUCUCUCAGCGGCUUUUGAUACCAUUGACCAUAGUAUCCUUCUGGGCCGACUCAGUGAGAUAGGUAUCUCAGACACUGUUUUACAGUGGUUCUGAUCCUAUCUCCAAGGUUGUUUUCAGAGAAUAGCAUUGGGUGAUUGUCUUUCGGACUCCUAGCAGUUGUGCUGUGGGGUGCCUCAGGGUACCUUCUUGUCCCCCCAUGCUGUUUAACAUCUAUAUGAAGCCCUUGGAAGCAGUCAUCAGGAGAUUUGGGGCAAGGUGUCAGCAGUAAGCUGACGAUACCUAGCUCUGUUUCUCUGUAACAUCUGAAUCGGGAGAGGCCUGGCAAGCCCUGGAUCCCUGCCUGGACUUGGUGGUGGGCUGGAUAAGGGCCAAUAAACUCAGUCUGAAUCCUAGCAAGAUGGAGGCACUGUGGGUAGGUAGUUCCCGAGUUCGGAUAAUUGGUCAGUUGCCUGCUUUAGAUGGGGUCAUACUCUCUCUGAAAGAGCAGGUCAGUCUGGGAGUGCUCCUGGAUCCAUCUUUGUUGCUAGAGACCCAGGUGACCUCAGUGGCUAGGAGUGCCUUUUACCAGCUUCGGCCGUUUCUGGAACGGGAUAGUCUGACCACUCUUGUCCACGCACUGGUAACCUCCAUGCUGGAUUACUGUAAUGUGCUCUAUGUGGGGCUGCCCUUGAGGUAUGCUGCUGGUGCAAAAUGUGGUGGCGAGACUGCUCACUGAGGCAGGGUAUCACCAACAUGUCACUCCGCUGCUGAAAGAACUGCACUGGCUGCCCAUUUGCUGCCAGGCCAAGUUCAAGGUUCUAGUUUUGGUGUACAAAGCCCUAUACAGCUUUGGACCGGGAUACCUGAAAGACCAUCAUACCCCUUAUAUACCCAGUUGAUCACUGUGCUCUGCAGGUGAGGGCCUCCUGCAGAUACCAUCUUAUCAGGAGGUCCGUUCUGCACAACAUAGGAAACAGACCUUUCGUGUGGCGGCACCUACCCUGUGGAAUUCCCUCCCCUUAAAUAUUAGACAGGCACCAUCUCUGUUACCUUUUCGGUGCCUAUUGAAGACUUUCCUCUUUCAACAAGCCUUUUGAGACCUUAUCCCAGUCUGCGUCUGUGUUGGAAUUGCUUUUUAAUGUUUUUAACCUUUUUUUUUUCUUUUUUAAGAUGUCUUCAAAGCUUUUAAAAAAUG
Messenger RNA from Rhineura floridana, 8007 nucleotides. RefSeq names its product N-sulfoglucosamine sulfohydrolase (gene SGSH). The record is from RefSeq and is a predicted model, not a curated record. NCBI's taxonomy places the organism in Eukaryota, Metazoa, Chordata, Lepidosauria, Squamata, Rhineuridae. The transcript has 9 exons. Gene Ontology annotation, biological process: glycosaminoglycan catabolic process; heparan sulfate proteoglycan catabolic process. Gene Ontology annotation, molecular function: N-sulfoglucosamine sulfohydrolase activity. The coding region runs from base 139 to 1668 and encodes 509 amino acids.